GAUACUUUCAAGUUUGAAAAUUAUUUCGCGAUAUGCAACACACUUAUGAUGUUGUGUCUUACGACUUUUUAAAGUGUUUUGAUAUUUGAACAUUGAGACAUUACUGUUCUUGUCUUCUGGUGGGGUUUUCUGUAUAAGUGUCUCGCGAAACAUUGAGAAACGUGUAGAAAUUUAUUCAUGAAGUGGGUUCAAUGUGAAUAGGAUCGGGACUUGUGAUUGCAAAUAUACAAUAAAUGGAAUGUGGCUAGUAGUGUAGUCCAGGGUUGAUGUUCAUUUCGGGACUCCGAUCCAAUACCGUUAGCUUCAAACGCUACCGCGUUAUCCAGUUAGCUACUGAUUACAGUUAGCCACUCACUCGUACAAUGGCUACGAGUUUUAAUUCAAUUUGAAAUGAUUUUUGACUAUCCCGUUGUGAAUAUUUUUACUAAAAUUGGUUCAAUCUUGGUUGGCAUAUACGGGCCUUGUUCAGAUUGCCUCGAAAUAGCCAUUAUGACAAAUUAAUAUGGAAAGUGGACGGCAUUCAUGCGUCACAGCUAUCUGGUCAUGGAGUUUUUCAAAGCAUUGUCGAUGUAUCAUGAAAAAGUUCAGGUGCUAAUGCUGAGGUCAAAUAUAGACGAUUAGGCGAAAAUGACCAUGCGGUUGAUAUUGUUGUGAAUCUUCGUGGACUAAAGUAUACGGGACAUGUAUUACAUGUGCUUAAACACAUUCUCCGAUGCAAUGUUUUUCGGUGUCGAAGUAGGUUGGAGCAAAGCUAGGCAUAUUCUGACCAGAACAUGGGAUUAAUCUCUGAAUGUUAAUGUAGACCGUGCUCAUGUAUUGUUAUGUCCCGAUAGGCAUAAUGAAUAGUAACUUUUGUGAUCCAUUUUUGGAUCAAUAUUAUACGUACAUUUUUAUCGUGUAAUUGUUGAGUAACUAAACUAUUCAUAUUCAUGUCCCUCUUAUCAUGAGCUUUAUUUUGACCUGUGAACUAUUAUUAUACGAUUUACCAUUCUUGAAUUAUACCCUGUCUAUUAAUCACUACCUCCCACGUUCGCAGCCACGUCUGGCUAAUUCUUUUACAAACGUUGUUUCAUAUUUUAUUGGUACGAUGUGGUUUGUCUGAUUGGUGUAUAAACCCCGUAUGUUUGAAAUAUAUGAUUCAUAUUACAGAGGCUCGGAUUGGUGUUCUGGACUUAACUGACUGGGCUAAACAGGAAGCGGGACCAAUAAGGACUCUAGACUGCUCAUACGCGUUUACGCAUCAUUGAUCCGAUCAAUAAGUCACUGCUCUCUAAUUGGAGGUAUCGUUACGUUAUACAUUAACAAGGCACGCAGUCCAUAGGUUAUAACAUGGGUCCAAACCGCCUGGCGGAGGUCAACGUGAUUAUCAUGACCAGUAAUUGGAGAGUGAGUGACAUGGCUCUGAACCAGUUUCAGUUAUCCAGAAGCAUACACUCUUUAUCUUCUCUUGGAUUAUAUGUUUUAUUUUGUAAAUUCUCGAAUAAUAUUCUUUAUACUUUAUCCUCUAAUACCUCUUAUACUUCCACUUCAUCUUCAUGUCGUGACUUAGUGUCGCAAUGGACAUAUGCACCAUAACUGACUGGCUGGUUAUCUUUAUUUCCUUCAUUCAUCGAAAAUUUUCUAAGUGGGCAAAGAAUCAAUUAGUGAUAAGUACGCUUGAAAUAACAACCUACUCAUUUUAAAAGUGUCGAAUAAGACUAAUAUUUUUUCUUUUUGCAGCAACGAAGUUUUGUUGUACAAGAUGGAUGAAACUUCUGGUGUUCUUAAAAUUAAAAAUACUCUUCGUAUAUCUGGUCGGGAAUCAUCUUGUUAGUUUCCAUUUCAAUAAUCUUCCAAAACUAUGUGUAUAAAUGUUUUACGAUAUUUAUCUGGUAAACUUCCAACAAAUAGUUUAGCAUUUUUUCAAACGAUACAUCGUCAUGCAGAUUAGGAAGUUGAACUGAGCCAACUUACUUUCUCAUAAUUGUCACACAUUCACAGCAGAUUUUUUGCUUUUCAUCUUAGAUACUACCGAGGAAGUAGGUCCUGUUUCAGAGAUUUCUUGGUCACCGGAUGGAUACACUUUGGCUGUUGUUUGGUUACGUUCGGGUUGGUCGUUGUGGUCAGUUUUUGGUGCAUUAUUAUACACCAGCUUAAGUGAGCAUCUUAGUCAAUUUGGUAAAAUAAAUGUUUCAAACCUCUCCUGGGCUCAUCAUGGUUAUAAUAUAGUCGGUUUGUUAACCUUAAGCAACGUGACAGAAAUUUCCGGGGUCGCAAACACUGACUCCUUUGUUUCAGAGAAGGUCUCCACCAAAGAUACUACAAAAGUAGAGAAGUCACAAUUUAUUUCCGAUGGUCUGGGCUGUCCUUCACAAAACUCUUCAUACCUGGUUGUCUUCCAUCUGGCUAGGUCUUCAAUAACAGCUAACCCAACAUCAGAUAACCAUUUGCAUAUCGUUCUUCAAACUACUGACCGAAUAAUUGUGACGAACAAGGAUCUAUUGACCUCUAGAAUGCAAACCGAGAGUUUAUUAAUCCCAAAACAAUAUAUCAACUCUAAUUGGCCAGUUCGGUAUGUUGCUGUUUCUACAGAUGGUAAAAAAAUAGCCGUUUCAGGUCGCAAUGGAUUUAUUCAUUAUAACACUGAUUCACAACGUUGGCAUGUUUUCGGCAAUAUAAAGCAGGAAAACUCCCUACACGUCUUUGGAGGUAUGGCAUGGUGGAAACAAUAUAUUUGUCUCACCUGUUUUACAGAAAAUUAUGGUACUAGUGAGGUUCGUGUCUACUCGUCGGACCAUAAACUUGACAAUCAAUUUAGCUCCAUCUGUGAUCUUCCAUCCCUUACAUUACCCGUCAUUGUAGACAAUUUCGAAAAUCUGUUUCUUGUACUUACCAACGAUGGAUGUCUGCAAAUCUUUGGUUUAUCAGAGUCUGUUUCCAGUAAAAGCACCGUCGCCGUAUCUCCUUUCAAGGCUGUAAAUUUAACAGAUAUUGUCAUAUUUCCAGCAUGUGUUGUUCGGAUUUGCUUUACAACUUUAAAGAGUAAUGCAUCUUUUACUCGUACAACCACUUCAGGAUCUAAUUUGUUUCGUAACUUCGACCCAGGUUUAUGCUCAGUUGAAAGCUUAGUUAUGAAUUAUUCCGGUGAUGUGUUUAUGUUGCAACGUUCGUUUUUGGAUUUCACUCCGAAAAGCCAUUCUGGAACCCCUGAGGAAAUUAACCAACAGUUACUAUCAUUCGGAACACCUUUAUUAGUUGCUUCUGAAAUAGAAAUUCUAUGGUCUACAAGCUGUUUCACAACAAUCACUUCUCAGGCUGAUAAUGAUCGUUUAUCGUCAUUGAAUGUGAUUGAUGCAAAUGCUUAUACGAAAGACUCCUUGUGGCUUUAUUCCGGAGCAGCUGGACUUAGUGUUUGGCUUCCACUACCGCAAGUUCCUUCUUCGCUUGCAUUUAGUUUUAAUUAUGAAUCUGUGAGGUCAGAUACCAACCACAAAUUUAGUACGGAUCACGAUAGUUCAUCGGUCUUAAAUUAUGAUUACCGAAGAAUAAUGUUGUCAUUUGAGUUGGGUGGUGAUUUGUACCCUCUUAGUAUUUGCUUUCAGGAAGGCUUGCUAGUCGGUAUUCUUAAUGAGUUUCAUCGUUGCUGGAACAAGUCAUUGGUUCAUUGUAAGGAAAAUAUAUCUUCAGAUUUAUUCGCGCUAUUUCCUUAUGGAACUUUGUUAAUUAAGAUUCAGGUAGCACUACAUCAUAUUAUUCGACAGCUUCUUAAGAAAAAUUUGGGAAUACAUGCGUUUCAAAUGAGUUUAGCGUAUCAACAUUUACCGUACUUUCCUCGUAUUUUGGAACUGUUAUUACAUGAAGUCUUGGAGGUUGAAGCUGCCUCCAAAAUUCCAACGCCAGAUCCAUUACUACCGCAAGUUGUAGCAUUUAUUCAAGAAUUCUCCGAUUUUCUGGAGAUUUUGGCCCAUUGUUCUCGUAAAACCGAUGUCACUUGGUGGCCUCAUUUAUUCAUUACCAUCGGAAGGAAACCAAAAGAUCUAUUUGAACUGUGUUUGGAAAAUAAUAAACUGGAAACAGCUGCUUCUUUUUUAAUUCUUCUUCAAACAUCGGAACCUCUUUCUGUUAGUUGGGAGUGCGCAUUAACCUUGUUUCGAGCAUCGCUUCAAUCUAUGAAUUGGAAUCUCAUUCGUGAUCUGUUACGCUUUCUGUGUGCUAUUGAUCCAACUGAAUAUAGUUCAAGUGAUGGGCAUAGUAGAAAAAAAGACUUUAACAAAUCCCACAAUAUGUACUUCAACCCAUGUAAUCAUUUAAAAAAUUUAUCUAAUCUUGAUAAUGAUCAUAUGCAGUUAAAAGCCGGUCCUGAGAAAUCUAUCAACAAGGUCGUCUGGUAUGGUGGAAUGUCAAAGUAUCGACCUACAAGAGUUCCUAUCGAAUUACUGGACUUAGGAAAUGACCAUAUCAAAGAUUUGUGUAAUAGAAUCGAGAUAUCGUCUGACUCGUCAGUAACUCAUAUCCAAAAACCAUCUUCCACUCUUCGAAAUCAGCUUGAACAGCUCUUGUUUAGGGUUGCUGUGGAUUAUUUUUCUCAAGGUUACCUUAAACGUGCAUCCCAAUUAGUUACAAAUAUUCCCGAAAUUUUUAAUGAUGGUUUUAGUACUGGUCACACAAACGUAUUGCAAAUGUGGUUAAAUAAAAAUAUUCAUAAUAUCCAACCCGAACCUAACUGGCCCCAGGUUUUCUUAAAUUUGUUAAAAGAAUUCAAUUUAGUUGUGGUUGAUUCUAACCUCAGUGGAGGAAUAUACAAUUGCUCGACUUCUCCUAAUGAACCUUUGUUAAAUUCGUCUAUUAUGGUACAAAUUGAUAAUACAUUUUCUGAAUCUUCACCUUUUAACUUUGACUUCCGAUCGACUUUUGAUAAAGGGACUCUUUGUCAGUUAAGAUACCUGUUGAACCAGUUAACCUUAGCUCGUUCAAAAGAAUGGAUCUGCCUUAUUAAUUUGCUUUGUCUAGAUAGAGAUGCUUUCUUACGGUCAUUUAGUAUGGCUUUCAACUGGACUAUGUUUUCAGAUUACUCUGAAAUCCAUCAGAAUGUCUCUGCAACCGACCUUUGUUUAAAAAAGCUGAUAACUGGUCUUUCAGAAAUAAAACAGUGGUCACAUGGCAAGAUUCCUGCGUACUAUUACUUUUUAGAGUCUUGUGAGCCUCACAUGAAAAAUCCACUAACAAUGAUAUAAUUAAAGUUCGCAUUAUUUGGUUUCAGAGGCCCACAUCUUAAUAUGUAGGUGAUUUUAGAAAAGGUGUAUCAAAUUUCUGAUGAGAAAAAGAAGGUACCAAUGGCAUCAACAUUUUCCGGCAACACUUUGAUUGAAGAUGAUAUCGUAAAUGAAAUUCAGAAAAAGCAAAUGAUGGAAUUAAAGAGUUCAUCCGUAUCAUCUAUAACAGAUACAUACCAAUAUUCAAAAGCGUGUCAAUUAAACUUGGGACAGGACUGUCUUGUCUCACUAAAAGUAGCGAAAGUAAGUCCUAGUCUUUUGGAUCUUACCUUGUCGUCUGCAAUGGAUGAAGCAGUAGUUCUUAAAAAUAACCCUGUUAACCGUUCAGUACUUUUGGAUUCACACCACACAUCCCUUAACAAUUCUAGUUGUUCGACACCAAUUAUUCUUAGUAACGAAGCUGCCAUUACUAAACAUUGGACAUCUAGUUAUCCUGAUCGCUGGAAGUCUGUAGACGAUCCUGGCCCACUAGGGCGUCUUGUGGUUCUUAAUCUCAAUGAAACGGAUAGUAAUAACAAAAAUGAAUAUUUAUUUGAUGGAACAGCCGAAAAUUUUGCGGUUGGCUCUUUACACACUGAACAACGAACCUGUUCUGUCAUGUAGCUUUUAUGUACAACUUUCAAGAAAUCAGAAGUCAUGAAUAUGAGACAACUUUAAUGUUGAAGAAAAAAGAUGGAUGUAAAAAUGUAUUUUCUUUAUUCAUUAUAUCAAAAUUAUUUGUCUGAUAACACUGUGGUAUUUUGGCAAUCCAUUUAUCCUCAACAUUUAAGGAAAAUCUUAGUUUUCUUUUCAGUGCUUUAAAUGUAAAAGGGAUUUUUUGAAACAAGAUUCAGUUAAUCAUACAGAUUUUUAAUUUGCAAAUUAGUCUUGGUUAUUCACUUAUUAAAAAUAAUUACUUCCAUUCAAAAAUAGAUUGAAGUGUUUUUGGAUGAAGCAACUUCUGAAGUACAUUACAAAGUUAACAAGCCUACUUCAUAUAAUGAACUGUACGAAGAGAGUGCAGAAGUUAUAAGCUUUUUUAGAAAAGUAGUUUGACCAAAACUCUCGUUGGGGACAUUAGAUCCCCAGACUCACUUGGGAAAAGACCUAAUUUUGUAAUUUGAUUUAGAGAAUUUGAAUUUCUUCGUUUUCGCGCCGGAAGCGCUCUUGUCACCUUCAUGUCGUAUUCCCCGCUUGGAAAUGUCUUAAAUGCUAUUGGUCCGUUGCGUCUUUUAGUAUGCUAUUCGGUAACUCUUCCCAGGGACGGUUUUGUACUGUAUGUAUACGUUUUGAAUUAUCUUUGUUGUUAUCGCUUGUUUCUGGCUGCUUGCAGAAUAUACUUCCCCAUUCC
This is a messenger RNA of Schistosoma curassoni, 6582 nucleotides long. NCBI's taxonomy places the organism in Eukaryota, Metazoa, Platyhelminthes, Trematoda, Strigeidida, Schistosomatidae. The record is from the annotation of a GenBank genome assembly.